AUGCUACAUUGGGACAAGGACAGUGUCCAGCGCAAGCACAGCAACAGAACUGAAAGUACGAAAAGCUUUAAAACAGCAAGGGUGAAAGUCCUGGACUUGAGAAAUGUGCACCAGAAUUUCUGGAAUGUAUGGACUGGAGGAAAGCAUGGGAUCCACUCAGCAGAGACUGGGAGUGAGAAGCAAGUUGCAAAGCGCAUUCAUAGAUAUGCGCUGAGGUGGCGAAUGAAAGUGGUCACUGACCUGAGCCUCUCCUUCCCUCUGACAGAAUACCAAACAUGCUUGCUACAAUGGGCCCAGAAUAGAAAAGACUCUUUGAGGCUAAGCUGUCUGAAGAUGAAGAUUUGUGCCUUGCCAGUGAAGACUAUCAGGGAGAUCUUGAACAUUUUUCACCCAAACUAUAUUGAGGAAUUGGAAAUACACACAGACCAGGUCCUAUCCUUUCUAGGUAGCUUUGCACCUUGCCUUGGCCAGAUGAGAAACCUUAUCAAAUUCCGUCUAAGACAAACACGCUCGAUCUCAGGUAGUGGUGGGCUUAGAUUUGCAGAGGUAAAGAAGUGUACUGCCAAAUUCCUUUCUCACUUCUCCAAACUCAACUGUCUCCAGCAUCUCUCCAUGCAUGGUGACUUUUCCAGUGGCCACAUGAAACAGUUGUUCAGAUGCCUGAAGAUUCCCUUGGAGUCCUUGUCUAUGAUUGCCUGCCAACUCUCAAAGGGAAAGUACGGGGUAGUCUCUGAUUGCCUGGACCUCAAUCAGCUCACACACCUGAACCUCAGUGGAGUGGUAGUAUCUCCGUUAAGUACUGGGCCCCUCCAUGUUCUUCUGAAGAGAGUUACAGCCACUCUGAAGACCCUGGAGUUAGAAGGCUGUAGGAUGAAAGUCUCCCAGGUCAGUGCUCUUCUGCCUGCCCUGAGUCAGUGUACCCAGCUCACCAAGACCAGUUUCUAUGACAAUGAGAGCUCCAUGGCUGUCCUUCAGGACAUUUUGCACCACACAAGAAAUCUAAGUUAG
Messenger RNA from Mastomys coucha (southern multimammate mouse), 1008 nucleotides. RefSeq names its product PRAME family member 12-like. The transcript is spliced from 5 exons. Gene Ontology annotation, cellular component: cytoplasm. The record is from RefSeq and is a predicted model, not a curated record. Bases 1 to 1008 code for a protein of 335 amino acids. Lineage: Eukaryota; Metazoa; Chordata; Mammalia; Rodentia; Muridae.